AAAAGAAAUGAAAGGGUAGGCUUUUAGCCUUUUGCCGAGAGGUGCGUACAUCACAUUCAGUGCGACGACCGCGCACUUUAGCGCCUCCAAUGACGUCUCCGCACCUAAGCGUAAAGUAGCACUAGCCCCGCUCUGUAUUCCCAAUUUCCCACCCAGUCGCAGCUAUUCCCCUUCUUCCACCUCCUCCUUUACGAAAAAACAUGAGCUCUGGACCAAAAUAAAAUGAAUUAAAUAAGAUGAAUAUUUCAUUUUUCAUUUUUCAUUUUUCAUUUUUUUAAUUACUAAUCCAUCCUCAAUAUCACUUCUCGUAAUAGUCGCCCUGCCUUCGGCAGCCGAAAUGGCUCCGGCUACCUCCUCCCCGGCAGCGGCUCAGAAGCUCUUCCCCUUCAAAGGCUCCGUCCGCCGCACCGAGGCGCCGCGGCGUCCGUCGCUGCCGGCCAGGAAGUACAAAUCGAUGGCGGAGAUAAUGGCGACGGCCAAGUACCUCGUGAUCGAACGCGCCGAUUACAGCGACGUCCGUUGCGUGCAAUGCGGCUCCGGCGACCACGACGAUGAGCUGCUUCUCUGCGACAAAUGCGACCGUGGCUUCCACAUGUCCUGUCUCCGGCCGAUCGUCGUUCGCAUUCCGAUUGGGACGUGGCUCUGCCCUAGCUGUUCUGGCCAGAGACGAGGAAGAAGCCUUUCUCAGACUAAGAUUAUAGACUUUUUUGGUAUUCAAAAGCGCAGUGAUGGAAUGGGGGAAUUUGCUUCUACUCAAGAUGGUAGAAAGCGUAGGAGAAAGUCUGCAUCACUGGUGUUGCACAAAAAAAAAAGGAGACUAGUGUCAUUUACUCCAACAGAAGAUCAUGCACAAAGACUAAAACAGAUGGGUUCCCUUGCUUCUGCUUUAACAGCAUUGCACAUGGAAUUCACUGAUGAACUCACCUACAUGCCGGGCAUGGCUCCUAGAUCUGCCAAUCAAGCAAAGUUUGAAAAUGGUGGCAUGCAGGUUCUUUCCAAAGAAGACAUAGAAACCUUGGAACACUGCAGGGCUAUGUCUAAAAGAGGCGAAGGCCCACCACUUAUAGUAGCUUUUGAUUCAUUUGAAGGUUAUACCGUAGAGGCUGAUGGCCUGAUAAAGGAUAUGACAUUUAUUGCUGAAUACACAGGCGAUGUGGAUUACAUCAGGAAUCGGGAACAUGAUGAUUGUGACAGUAUGAUGACCCUUCUUUUAGCAACCGACCCAUCUAAAAGUCUUGUCAUCUGCCCUGAUAAACGUGGAAACAUUGCUCGCUUUAUCAAUGGCAUUAACAAUCAUACUUUGGAUGGUAAGAAGAAGCAGAAUCUAAAAUGUGUGAGAUACAGUGUGAAUGGUGAAUGUCGGGUCCUUUUGGUUGCUACUCGUGAUAUUGCUAAGGGGGAGAGGCUAUAUUAUGACUAUAAUGGUUAUGAGCAUGAAUACCCAACCCAUCAUUUUGUCUAAGAUUUCAUAUAGAUGUUAGUGUUGAUGUGUCUGCAGAAUUUUUCAUGUAAUUCUGGAUCUUCUUGCAUCCUUUGCUUUUCAGUUUUCUUUCACAAUUUAAUCAUUGUUGUUGCAGGGUCUAAAAUUUUUCUUCCUAAUUGUAAUCUUGGGCCAUUUAUUGUAAUUUAUUAUAUAGCACUGGCCAUUUAUGUGGCCAUGAGAGAAAUAGAGCAGGCGGGGAAAGUAACUUUGCAAUUUAACAUGUGAAGGAACGGAGAUGUCAGGGAAAUAUGAAAUAGAGAACGUCAUCUUUUUUUAUAAUACAGUUUUGAAGGCAGAUUUUACUUUAAUCUGAUGGUUGGCAUUCUAUAUAUGCUGAGAUAAUUUACUCUUUGAUGAAAUCUUGGAAGGGACCUUCCUUCAAAUAUUCUUUUCAUUGUGCCAUUUUAAUAUUCUCAUGUUAUAUUGAUCCACCCCAUAAAAGAAUUAUAUGACGAGCAAAAAUGAAAAUUGAAAUUUGCAACUUUUCAUUUCCAUUAUACUGCAGUAUUUUUGCAGUUACAUCUUGUUGGUUCUGAUUCUUCUCAUGGAAACUAUACUUUGAUGUCUGCAUCUUUGGAACUGGAAGGAGCACUUUCUUUCAGGCAUCUAUUAGAUGGAACCUUCGGCAAUGAUCUAUGGUGGACAUUCACAAAUUUGGGGUCCUCAACAAUGUAUAAGGUGAAAUUUAUUUGCACCGAGUAAUAUCAAGCAAGAAGGUAAUGUUGCAUUUCUUUCUUAUAGUUUGAUUGUUCUUGUACAAUACUUACAAUUUUCAUAAAGGUGAAGGGCAUCUCCUCUAUGUUUAUUCAAACUUAAGAAUAUUAGGCAAAAUGUUAAUAUCUUUCUUUCUUGUUGCCUUGGCUGUGCUUGUUACUACUUACAGUUUUAUUUGAUUUAAUUACACCAUCCUAGCUGCCCCUUCCUUAAGUCUUUUUAUGUGACAUUGUUGUUCUGCAUUUGUUGGCAUUUAAGAGUUUGUUGAGUUGAUAUUGCACUAACUUGUUAUCCCGCCUAAAUAAUAAUUUUUUGUGAUGAUUUCUGUAGAUUCAUGGUAAUGUGUAUAGCCUAUCAAAUAAAAAAAAAAAAAAGAGUCUACUGCCUACAUAAUGGACAAAAAUAUUGAAUCGUUGUUCUUUUUUCUUUUUCAUUUGAAUGAAUGGUUCUUCCUCUUGUUGAUUCAGUCUGAUAUUAAUGGAGAUGAUUUAGUUGUUGGUUUUGUCAAGGAUCUUGUCAACCUUGUAUUCCUGUAUUUCGUUUUGUCUGUUUAGGUCUUUGCAUAUAUUAUUUGUUGUGGUGGUGAUUGUUCCCUUUUUCUCCCCACUGUGGUGCUCUAUUCUCUAUUGUUUUUUUUAAACACUUUCAGGUGUUUUUUUUCCCCUUUUUUUCUUUCUUCCUUUUUUUAUUUUUUAAAAUGCUAGAGGUGUUUUCCCGGAAUCUAAGAGAGAUUUUAGUACCUAAGACUGGAUUGCAACUUAUUUGUAAUAUCUAGGCUAAUUAGGCUAAGUGAAGAUCUUGUUUGACUGCCACAUGGAGUAUGGUAGGCGAGCGGCUUUCCACAUUCUAGGUAGUACUCAUGAGUCAUGACAUGAAGACUAAUCCCAAGAGUUUUUUCUCAUUAAUAGGAUGUUUCUUUCAAUCCUUUUCAAAAACAAUGUAAAACUUAGUUAUAUUCCAUUAAGCUAACUCUUUCUUUAAGCGACAGAAACUUCAUUUGCAGCUUUAUUAAAAUUAUCAAAUUAUAAUGAGUUGAAUGAUUUUUGCUUGGGUAAGCAAAAUAUGCCCAUCUGACAAAUUUCUUCUUUCAGCAAAGAGAUUUCAACUAGGAUCUCAAAGCAGCUCAGAGACAGCACAUAGGAAGAUUCAGCAGUAUCUGGAGGAGAAAGUCCCAUGGAAGGAUGUAGGAAAAUUAUGAACCGCAUAGGCUUGGCAUUGAGAAGGAUCCGAGAAGUGCUAUUGAGGCUUGUGUGAAACUGGGUUCUCUAUGAAGUUCAAACCAGUCUACUAGUGUUCCAUGAUCAAUCAAGUGAGCAUUCAAGAUCAUGGGUUGUAGAUAUAAGCAGAAUAAAUUUUAAGGAUGACAUUGGUUGUACAUGUGGUGAGUGUUUGUAAAAUAAAGUUAUCAUUCUCAUGGGAGACUUUGGAUAAUGUAUUUGAAAGUUUUGGAGAAGGUUAAGUCAACUUCUUGUUGUAAAGAGAUCGAUUUUUUCCCCCUUUUUUCUCAAUUUGAUUGGAGAAGUGUCAGUAUUGUAUAUCAGAUACAAAGAAUCACUUGAUGUAAUUUAAAUUUAUCAAUCUCUUUUGUUUUCUUUGGGACCAAAA
Molecule: messenger RNA, 3802 nt
Organism: Vitis vinifera (wine grape)
Lineage: Eukaryota; Viridiplantae; Streptophyta; Magnoliopsida; Vitales; Vitaceae
Product: probable Histone-lysine N-methyltransferase ATXR5
Exons: 8
Coding region: 338-1462 (374 amino acids)
Molecular function (GO): protein binding
Source: RefSeq, a predicted model, not a curated record